Messenger RNA from Colletes gigas, 941 nucleotides. It is a transcript of the gene Ssu72, whose product is annotated as RNA polymerase II subunit A C-terminal domain phosphatase SSU72. Gene Ontology annotation, molecular function: RNA polymerase II CTD heptapeptide repeat phosphatase activity. Gene Ontology annotation, biological process: termination of RNA polymerase II transcription. The transcript has 4 exons. The record is from RefSeq and is a predicted model, not a curated record. Gene Ontology annotation, cellular component: mRNA cleavage and polyadenylation specificity factor complex; nucleus. NCBI's taxonomy places the organism in Eukaryota, Metazoa, Arthropoda, Insecta, Hymenoptera, Colletidae. The coding region runs from base 314 to 901 and encodes 195 amino acids.
AAACUACCAAACGUAAAAGUGUAGUAGACACGAUUUUCAUUAAAAUUUUACUAUGAGAAAGCGUUAAAGUGGACGUACAAUACGAGAAAAUCGUUUUAAUUUCCGAAUUCCCAGGGCUUUCUCGCUAUACAAAGCAGAUCCCUUUGUACCCAAACGCUAUAGAGAAAGAGAUAUUCUAUAUCGUAUUUUAUGUAACGUUAACAGAUGUACCGUAUGUGACAGGCAGCGUAACGACCCUUAAGGUUAAGUGAAUUACGCUCUUUUUUUUUUAAUAUCACGAUUUUCCUUUAAUCGAUAGAGAGGUUCGGAAAGAAUGCCGGCACCAAACUCCAUCAGCGUGGCUGUAAUAUGUUCUAGUAAUAUGAAUCGAAGCAUGGAAGCCCAUGCCUUCUUGAGCAAAAAAGGGUUCAACGUGAAGAGCUUCGGAACUGGUGACAAAGUUAAACUUCCUGGGAAUGCUCCUGAUCGUCCAAAUAUCUAUGACUUUGGAACUUCGUACGAAGAAAUCUACAAUGACCUUUUAGCGAAAGACAAGCAAUAUUAUACGCAAAAUGGUUUGCUGCAUAUGUUGGACCGAAACCGUAGAAUAAAACCUAAGCCCGAACGAUUUCAAUUGUCCAAGGACAAAUUCGACAUUCUGAUCACUUGCGAAGAACGCGUGUACGAUCAAGUGAUCGAAUGUAUGGAAUCUAGAACCCAAGAAGAUAGCCAGCCCGUGCAUCUGAUCAAUAUCGAUAUUCAAGAUAAUCACGAGGAAGCUACAGUUGGAUCAUUUCUCAUUUGCGAAUUGGUCACCGUGCUGGCGAACAGCGAGGACUUAGAUAAUGAUAUAGACGAGCUACUUCAUGAAUUUGAAUCGAAGUUUGCGAGAACGAUUCUACACACGGUGCUCUUUUAUUGAAAGGACUGACAUGUAUCAGGGACCUGGUGUUCGCCAACGA